AUGUUAGCACAGAAGCAAUCAGAAGGAUCAUUUGCAUCAUUGGAAAAGCUGAUGAAGCAAUACAUGGCCAAUAACGACGCCACUAUAAGUGCAAAGAGAGACGGUAAGGAACAAUACAAGGCCCUCACUCUGCGAAAUGGGAAAGCAUUACCUCCGGUACACCAAAAUGCUUCAGCAUCGAUUAAGGAACCCACUCAAGUUUACCAAGGAGAAACUCAGUCAGAACAGGACAUUGAUCCAAUAAUUUCUAGAGCACCUGAGAUAGGGUCUACACAGAACAGAGUGCCCGAGAAAAGAAAGCAGGCAGAGCAUGAAAAUGCCCUAGCAGAAUACAGGUCAACGCCACCAUAUCCUAAACGGUUGCAGAAGAAAAAGCAGAAUGUUCAAUUCAAGAAGUUUUUAGAUGCCUUGAAGCAACUACACGUGAUCAUACCGUUAGUGGAAGCUCUAGAGCAAAUGCCAAAUUAUGUGAGAUUCCUGAAAGAGAUACUCCCAAAGAAGAGAACGCUAGGAGAAUAUGAGACUGUAGCAAUGACAAAAGCUUGCAGCACCAUACUCACAAGCAAAAUUCCUGCGAAGAUGAAAGAUCCUGGGAGUUUUACAAUACCAAUUUCAAUUUGA
Messenger RNA from Momordica charantia (bitter melon), 621 nucleotides. The record is from RefSeq and is a predicted model, not a curated record. NCBI's taxonomy places the organism in Eukaryota, Viridiplantae, Streptophyta, Magnoliopsida, Cucurbitales, Cucurbitaceae.